CGUGCGUUGAAGAAAGAACCUCCGCUUUGACCGAGAUCUGCGGGUCCUCUCCUGCAGCUACCUACCUAGUUGCCACGCCUUGUGCUUUUUGUUCCUCGUGUGCCCAAAAAGCCAUGGACCGACCAGGUAGGGCUUUAGGAGAGGUCGAACCGCAAACCGUGCAGAACUUCAGAGAAGAUCCGCUGUCGCUUCAUUGUCUGAACGACGGAGAGAAGUCACCAAACGGGUUACAGUCCCCUUCGGUAACAACCUCCACCACGCCCACCGCCUCCUCCACCUCCAACGCCGAACCACAUCCGGACCGCGCUCCUACACCCCCUCCUGCGGCGACGAAGAUGUCCAGCCUGGCCGGCGCAUCUUUUGAGCGCGAGGCUUCGCCUCCCCUAACUCUGAGUCCGACCUUGGCCAUGGACGCUGUUCCGCAGCUGGACCGGUCCGUGUCCACUGCUUCGUCCAUGUCUUCGCGACGAUCUUCAAGCUCUCGGCUGUCGGACCCGGGUCUCACGUCCACGAAACGGCGAGGUUAUAUGCGCCCACAGGUCACAACUUAUUCAGAGUCUGCCAAGAAUCGGGAGAGCGUAAUGAGCUUGGGUUCGAUCGCGCAUCUGCAGUACUAUUUUGCGCGGACAGGUCUGCUAGAUGGCAAGGGGGCCCAGAUCGCACGCCCGGAGAUGCUGCGCCGAAAGUCAAGCAAUAUCGGCAGCGGUUCAAAUUCACGUGCGGUGUCGACGAGCGCGACGGUUCACGCGGACACACCUGGUGCAUAUUCGCAAUCUGGUCUGCUUUCACCUACCAUGGCAGCUUCUGCUUCUGACUCGUGUGCAAUAUCGGACGCAGGGCUCACCGACAGCCCCAUCGACCAAGAGGCCGAAAUCGAUUGGGAGUCUGAGAUGAUGUUGCCGCCGACGGUGAGCACAUAUAACCAAAAGCCUAUCUACGUUCCGCCGCCCCCCGAUCUGACGAUGCUACGGAGAGAACUUACUGAGGCGUUGGAAGACGCGCUGAAGGUGCUCAAGGAGACGGACAAGAGCCCCGAUGACACAGAGGGCUGGCAUGAGAUUCAGGGCGUUCACCUGCUGGACGUAAUCACACUUGCCAUCCGCGCGGCGCGUAACUACUACACCGCACAUACGAAACCUCAACGGCUCUACCAGUUCAAGUCUGAGAAAGACAUACGGAACGAUCUUUACAAGACUCUCGAGAUUCUUAAGCGGAUGGCAAGUCGAAAUUUUGCGGGCGGUAUACGGCAAGGCGAGAAGGUCGAGAUUCUGACGUGGAUUGUUGGCAUAAGCGAGCUUAUACAGUCCGAGAUUGACGAAGAGAAGCGGGAGCAGGAGGAGCGAGAAAAGCUGUGCUGGCGUACAGGCGACUGGACGGGAAGGGAGCGAGAGCGGGAGGAGCUCUUUCUGCGCUCAUUUAUGGAAAGGCCCGAGGAAAUGCCUAUAUGGACGGACCCAGCGGAUGCGGGGGAUGCCAACCUGCCGACGCCAUUUUUGCGAUUCUUCCAUGACGGUUUGCGCCUUGUCCAGCUGCACAACGAACUAGUGCGUAAGUCGCGGCGGAACUUCGAGGAGAUACGUAUUUUCCACACAGACACGGCGAAACCGUACCGUAUGGCCGAGAACUUACGGUACUGGAUCAAAGCGGCCCAACUAAGGUGGGAUGUCCGAUUGAAUAUGGACGUUAUGGCCGUCGUGCAUGGCGAGGACCCGGCGGCAUGGCGUGAGUUUGACGAAACGAUAUUACGGUGGUGCCAGCGUGUGCGUGAGGAGAUAAUGACUGAGUGGGAGGGAAAGCUUAGCCCGACGAGGAGAACGCCACCGACAUUGAAGGUAGAACCGCAAACACCAGAGCGACCGAGGACUGCGAACCUGGAGGUGCCAGCGGCAGAACUGACUCCCGUUGCGUAGUAUUGAUGGACGGUCAGUCCUGGAGGAAGGACAAGUACGGAGAGAGAGGACUGGCCAGGAACGUAUAUUUAUCCUCGCAUUUUCUUUUGACUGCACACGUUUGAGUGAAAUGAUAGAAGCAGAGGGUUUUGGGACGGGAAAUAGUGUGCGCAGAGCAGGUCAUGCGUACGAUAUGUUUUCAGAGGGACCAAGAGUGACCUAGCUGGUUUUUUUUUUAAUCUUUUUUGGAUACUCCCGGAGUGAUGAAGUUAUUUUGUUAGUUUUCUUCUUGUUAGCUUCGCUCCACAACAGAUUCUUGUAUAUAGUUCUUGCGUAACGGUGACGGAAAAUUCCGCUCAUGUGCGCCGCCUUUAUGUAGCACUGGCAUGCAAGGCAAAGCACAAAGGCCGUGUUUUGUUCUAAACAUGACAGCGUUCUUAAGACGUGCCUCAUGUUGAAACCAAACAUUGUUACCAAACGGUUCUGACGGCU
Messenger RNA from Verruconis gallopava, 2381 nucleotides. RefSeq lists its product as uncharacterized. The transcript has 2 exons. The coding region runs from base 114 to 1910 and encodes 598 amino acids. Lineage: Eukaryota; Fungi; Ascomycota; Dothideomycetes; Venturiales; Sympoventuriaceae. The record is from RefSeq and is a predicted model, not a curated record.